Anopheles gambiae (African malaria mosquito) is the source of this 1855-nucleotide messenger RNA. RefSeq lists its product as uncharacterized. Bases 425 to 1708 code for a protein of 427 amino acids. NCBI's taxonomy places the organism in Eukaryota, Metazoa, Arthropoda, Insecta, Diptera, Culicidae. The record is from RefSeq and is a predicted model, not a curated record. The transcript has 2 exons.
UGUGAGCUAACCUGGACCGGAUGGAUUGCUACUAGUAACUCACCGUUGGCGCGUGAGUGAUCAUCGGUUGAUGUGUGCGUGCAAUCCCUCCGGGUCAUCGUUUGCGCGGUCAACGGGGUCGACCGGCGAACACGCCGGCACUUGGCAACUGGCAAUAUAGGAUAGCGCACGGAACGGGAACGGCGGGAAACAGUCUUCGUUUAUUUUACGUUAGAACGUCUUUUAUGUUAAUACAGUUUUAUGUUCGUUUAUGUUACAAACGCGUGUACCUCUCUGAGUAAUAAUAGCAUAGAAAGAAAGGAACAUAACAGUGGCGACGAGGAGUAAAAAAAAAAAACAGAAAAAGGCUUGUGAUUAGUUGUGUGCGAAUUUAGUGCUGUUCAUAAAAAAAAAAAUUACUCGACCGCGAGCAAAGCGUAGAAGGAUGAACACCGGCGAAAAUGGUGCACCGGACUUCUCUAUGGAAGUGGACCAGAGAAGAGCAUCUCUGCUGCGUGCGAGUGCGUUUGCCCCGUCGCAGCAUCUUUUGCCGCCCACCAGCGAAGGGCAAGCGUCGAUGGUGCAAUCGCCAUCGCAGAAUGCAGCUUCGCAGCCAUCGCCAGCCGCAGUUCCAGCGCCCACCACCGAUUCGGCGAUGAUGAUGCAGAUGAUGCAGCUAAUGCAACAGCAGAUGCAGCAGCAGCAGAAACAGAUGGAGCAGCAGCAGCAGCUCAUUUCGCGUAUGCUGCAACAGCCACAGUCACUAUCACAGCCGAGCCAGACUGUUCCCUCACAGGCCGUUGCCCCCGGCAAUCCCGAACUCAUCAUGGAAGCGCUGUCGGGCAGCAUCAUGGAAUUCCGCUAUGAGGCGGAGUCGGAUAUCACCUUUGCUUCGUGGUUUGCCCGAUAUGAGGAUCUUUUCGCGCAAGAUGCCUCUCGUCUUGAUGAUGCAGCGAAAGUGCGCUUGCUGGUACGCAAGCUGGGCCCUGCAGAAUACGCGCGCUACGCCAGCUUCAUACUGCCAAGUGUCCCUCGUUAUGUGCCGUUUGAUGAAACGGUUAAGAAGCUGACCGCUCUAUUUGGGAGAGCGGAAACCCUCGUGAGCAAGCGAUAUAAAUGCUUGCAGCUGAUUAAAUCACGCAAUGAAGACCUGUUGUCGUUUGUCUGCCGCGUUAACCGCUCUUGUGUUAAUUUUCAGCUAUCGGCGAUGAGCGAAGAGCAGUUCAAGUGCUUGAUACUGGUGUGCGGCUUGAAGGACGAUGCCGAUGCAGACGUGAGGACGAGAUUGCUCUCCCGCAUCGAGGAGAGAGCCGAUGUCACGUUGGAGCAACUCUCCGCUGAGUGUGAGCGAAUCUCCAGUCUAAAGGUGGACAGCGCCAUGAUCGCUACUCAGGCGGAGGAGAAAGUCCUAGCGAUACACAGUGCAAGUAGAAGUAAAGUGCAGCAACAGAAACAACAAACACAGGUGCGUAGGUUUCAGCAAGGGCAGCAGAAUCAGCAGCGGAAGAAUUUCGAGGGAACAAGCAAGCCGCCCAGAUCUUGUUGGUUGUGUGGCGAUCCACACUGGGCCAGGGAGUGCCCGUAUGCCCUACACAAGUGUUGUGAUUGCGGAAGAACGGGCCACCGCGAAGGAUUUUGUAACCAGCGGAAGAAGUGGUGGCCAAAGAAGAGAAAGUUCAACAAGUGGAACAAAAAUACACCGGUGGACACACGGUUCGCCUACAGCUAGACACCGGCUCCGAUAUAACUGUCAUUGGACGAAAAAUUUGGCAGCAGCUUGAUGAGCCAACAUUGAGACCGGUAGAAGUCCAUGCGAGAACAGCGUCUGGUUCUCACCUUCAGCUGGAUGGUGAAUUCUGUGCUCAGGUAACGAUUG